Messenger RNA from Aphanomyces invadans, 1034 nucleotides. RefSeq lists its product as hypothetical. The coding region runs from base 1 to 933 and encodes 310 amino acids. Lineage: Eukaryota; Oomycota; Saprolegniomycetes; Saprolegniales; Verrucalvaceae. Gene Ontology annotation, molecular function: guanidinoacetate N-methyltransferase activity. The transcript has 4 exons. The record is from RefSeq and is a predicted model, not a curated record. Gene Ontology annotation, cellular component: cytoplasm; nucleus. Gene Ontology annotation, biological process: creatine biosynthetic process.
AUGGCGACACGGCACGGCGCCACCAACGCGUACGAUGUCGACAUGUAUGAGCGCCAUGUUUUGCUGAGCUGUGCGGGGCAGCAAGUCAUGAUGGCAUGGGAGCGAGAUUACAUGGAGGCGUGCGUCGACGCUCUUGGAAUUACACCAGCCACCGAUGUGUUGGAGAUUGGGUUUGGGUUGGCGUAUUCGGCAACUCGGAUUCAGUCGUACAACCCCAAGUCGCACACGAUCAUCGAGUGUGACCCCGUGUCUUUCGCUGCGCUGCAGGCGUGGUCCAAAUCUCGUGCCAAUGUUGUCGCCGUUCCAGGGUCGUGGCAAUCGAUGCUACCGUCGCUGGGAGCAUUUGACUGCGUUUUCUUCGACGACUACCCCCUGCCCCCAAUCGAGCGCGACGAGUCGAUGUAUUCCCUGUCAAGGUGGCAUGACUUUUUGGAUCUCGCGCUCAACUGGCACGUCCACGUCGGUGGUCGAGUCACGGGGUACUUGGCUCGACCGAUCGACCUGCGUCGCGACGGCUGCGAUGUUGUCAUGACGCCGUUCCAGGUCGACGUGCCAGACAAUUGCACUUACUUUCCGUACCACGCGGCCCUCGUGCCCCUUGUGACUCUGCUAGAACGCAAGCCCAGCAUCACGACAUACGCCUUAUGCCGUCCCUGCGACGCGGACGAAUCGCCUGCAGUCGAGCACAAAGUCGUGACUUCGCACCCGAAACUCAUCGAGCUGCGCCGCCGACUUGACUUACAGAAAUACCACGAGAGCGAGGUCCUGGCAGAGGCAAGUGCUCCUCGCCCCCAGGACCCCCGCGCCCGUGACGUGCCGCGCGACGACUUCAUUCGACAGCUCAAAGCAAUGAAAGCAAAAAAGCUGGCUGCAACCCCCCUCCACGUCGCCGAUGUCGAGAUGGUCUCGUCCGAUGGUAGUGUAACGACUUGAUGUGACGUAGUUCGAUGGGACCGUUGGACGGAUGGGUUCGUGGGUAUGAUGGAUGCAUGGAGUCUCGCGCUCCGGUCGAUCCCAACCAACGCGUCAUGCCU